CUCCGACAAGCCCUGGAGGGGCGUAGAAAGGAGGCCAUAUUGUACAGUUAAAUUGAAAGAACGAAAAUAAUUGUAUCGCCGUCGCUGAUCGCUCGCGCCCGCGCUUCGCCUUCGGUUCCCCCUAAUCUUCGUUCCCCCGUAUCGUCCGCGAGCGACGGCGGAUCCUCCGAUCGUGAUCGCCGUAUCGUAACGUGUAUCCACGGCGAAGCCGAGUAGAAGCGAGAGAGCGACGAGCACAAGGGAGCCAAUCGGCGGCUCCUGGCCUCCUCUGUCCUUUGUAUAUAAGCCAUACGUCGUCGCAGUAGCGCGGUUUCGACCCCGGGAAUAACUGACGUAGGUUCGCUGAGAGCUUGUUGCUGAUUGCUGUCGAGAUGGGCACUCGAGACGACGAGUACGAUUAUUUAUUUAAAGUUGUUCUUAUUGGAGAUUCUGGAGUAGGGAAAAGUAAUCUCCUAUCCCGAUUUACAAGAAAUGAAUUCAAUUUAGAAUCAAAAUCUACCAUCGGAGUUGAGUUUGCAACACGCAGUAUACAAGUAGAUGGUAAAACCAUUAAAGCCCAAAUUUGGGAUACAGCUGGACAAGAGCGCUACCGUGCAAUUACCUCUGCAUAUUAUCGUGGAGCAGUCGGUGCAUUACUUGUAUACGAUAUUGCAAAACACCUGACGUAUGAAAAUGUAGAAAGAUGGUUACGAGAAUUACGGGACCAUGCUGAUCAGAAUAUUGUGAUCAUGUUAGUGGGAAAUAAAUCAGACUUGAGGCAUCUGCGUGCUGUUCCAACUGAUGAGGCUAAAGCAUUUGCUGAAAGAAAUGGCUUGUCCUUCAUUGAAACAUCCGCUUUAGAUUCUACCAAUGUUGAGACAGCGUUUCAAAAUAUAUUAACAGAAAUAUACAGAAUCGUAUCGCAAAAACAGAUACGUGAUCCACCUGAAGGUGAUACAAUCCGGCCACAGAAUGUAGAACAAAUUGAAGUCAAACCAACGAUGAAUACCGAGGGAAUGCGUAAGCAGUGCUGCCAGUGACUCACCUUGUUGCUUAAAAUAAGCAGUUAUACGGAGGAGAAAAAAGGGGGAGUACUAGUUGGCGAUAGAUAUAACAAGUGCAUAACAGAACGAGAGUUAAGACUAUGUGCGCAAGCAUGUAAUCUCGUAUGUUAAGAGAAAUUUUAUACUUACCAGUACAAGAGAGAGGACAUCCAUCAAUUCAUAAAUGAGUAUGCAUUACAUGUUCGUGAAAAUAAUCAAGUAAGGAUAAACGACAAGAAAA
Messenger RNA from Pogonomyrmex barbatus (red harvester ant), 1263 nucleotides. It is a transcript of the gene Rab11, whose product is annotated as RAS oncogene family member Rab11. Gene Ontology annotation, molecular function: GTPase activity; GTP binding. NCBI's taxonomy places the organism in Eukaryota, Metazoa, Arthropoda, Insecta, Hymenoptera, Formicidae. The record is from RefSeq and is a predicted model, not a curated record.